AUGCGUCCCAUCACUGGUUUAAGCUUUCACGUCAUCAAAGCCAACGGAAUUGCUGGCGAGAGUCAUGUCUUCUACAAGACCAGCACCCCCAUCAUCCAUAUCGGACGGGGAUCCAGUAAGGACGAUGGUAAGACGAAGGAGGCAGAUACGGUCACUUUCGACUGCCCAGUCAUCAGUCGAAAGCAAGCGAAGAUUCUGCUGUCGGAGACAGGUCAUGUCUAUCUCGUUGAUCUGAAGUCCCGUCACGGGACGCAUAUCCUCAAAGUAGGCGAAACUGUCUCCAGCAUUAUCCCUCCAGAGCAACCUACCAUGCUCGAGGAUGGUGACACUGUCACCUUCGGCAAGACUGUCGGACAGGAAAGCAAUACUGUUCGUCCUGUAACAAUCCGUAUCCGACUGCUCCAUAAUCCCGAACCCUCUACCACGGCGGCGCCUGCUACCACCGCUACUACGUCCUCUGAGCUCACCUCGAAGAACAAAGGAAAGGCCCCUAUGAGGUUCAGUGGCCGCUAUGGCGUCUUCCUCCCGUCAUCUUUGUCGUCCUCUUCCUCCGAUUCUUCCUCUGUCCGACGCGACUCCGAUGUCGAAGAGAUCCAUCCUCCGGAGGAGUAUCCCAUUCGUCCCGCUAGUGACGACUCUCUCCUCAGACGCUCAUCCUCUCAUGGACCGAACCUUCCCUCACUCCAGGGCCUUGGUCUUCUCGGACGUAUUCUCCCGCCACUCCACUCUCCCUUGAGCUCCCAGAGUCUACCUCGUCAAAACUCUAUACAUCGCUGGUUCCGCGACCAACUUCCUAAUUUUACCAGCGACAAUGAUGCGGUGGCGGUCGGAGAUGAUGACGAUGAACCGUCCGAUAUGGAGGAGUCGAGGUCGCCCUCUCCUGCUAUCUCCGACGUUGCCGCUGCCGCUGGCGACGAACCAGCCAUGACGGGUGCAAACCCUGAGUCCCCUGAUCUUCUGCCGUCGGAUUGGCCUCGUCUCGAGGACGUGUUUGGGCCAGCGAUGGAAGAAGAGGAUGAGCUUGCCACACCUAACGUGGAUGUCGAGGUGGUGGCAGGGGUGGCCCAAAGGUCCGAUGAAGACAAUGACGAUAUCGAGAUGGAGGUCGAGGAGGAGAACCUCUCUGAACCGUCUGUGGAGGCGGAGUCUCAGUCCUCGGCUGCACCAGUUCCUGAGCCUGAGUCUCAGCCCGAACCCGUCGCGCGCCCUGCCAGCGAGGCUCCUAUCGCCGCCACCACAUCCUCUGUUCCCGCGGGCGGCGAAGACGUCUCGUUGAGAGUGGCUAAGAUUGAUUCUACUUUGGUUGAAAUGCGGUCUAGCGUACUACGAUUGAGCAUCGAUCACCGCCGCACGCAGCAAGACCAGAAGGCGACCUCCGAGCGCUUCGACGGUCUCGACAAACGUCUCGACGAGACUACUACUCUCGCACAGUCCCUCCAGAAGCGCGUCGACGUGGUCUCCGAUAGCUCGACAGAGUUACGUGAGGAAUUGGCCACGAUCACUUCGCGCCUGGACGGGGUGGACAGCGAGCUUGCUCGAUUGAGAGAACAAGCUGAGGUAAGGCAAGCAGAACUUGAUGAACUCCGGGCUCAGCAGGAACAGAAUGUGCCCGCUCCCGUGUUCGUUCCGUCCGUUGAGAUGCUUGAGAGUGCCCUCGCAGGAAGGGAAGAUGUCUGCUCGAGUGUGGACGCUUUGAACGAUUUGGUCCAGGAAAUGAAAGCUCUCCGAGAGUCUGCUGCGGCGAAUAUAGAGAACGAGCUCGAAGGCCUCAAAGCCAUCCGCUCCGACGCUCUCGCCAAGCUGGCCGCUCUGGAAGCUUUAGAGCAGCAGCACAGAGAACAACUGGUACGUACUCAGAUGCCCCAUGACAAGUCAGGCGUUCGGUCGUCUUACACAGCGCAGAGCGUCGCCCUCGCUGCAAUGACAUCUUCGUCUACCCCGUCCCAGUCACAAUCGACGUCGCGCUCGCUCAAGAGGAAGCGUUCGAUUGAAGACGACGAUGACGGCGAAGAGGUUGAGUGCGACGAUGGCGGCGAUAUGAGCCUUGAGAGUACUGAUAGGCGCGUUGCGAAGCGUAUGCGUACGGGGCGCGGGACGGCGAGGAGGAUCGUGUCGGCGGUGGCAAAGACGACGGGGGUGAUGACGGUCGGCGCUAUCGUUACGUGGACUGCGUUGGCUUUCGCCCCCGAAACAUUCUAG
This is a messenger RNA of Stereum hirsutum FP-91666 SS1, 2199 nucleotides long. RefSeq lists its product as uncharacterized. NCBI's taxonomy places the organism in Eukaryota, Fungi, Basidiomycota, Agaricomycetes, Russulales, Stereaceae. The record is from RefSeq and is a predicted model, not a curated record. The transcript has 5 exons. Gene Ontology annotation, molecular function: protein binding. Bases 1 to 2199 code for a protein of 732 amino acids.